Molecule: messenger RNA, 1263 nt
Organism: Conger conger (European conger)
Lineage: Eukaryota; Metazoa; Chordata; Actinopteri; Anguilliformes; Congridae
Gene: pgfb
Product: placental growth factor b
Exons: 7
Coding region: 625-1119 (164 amino acids)
Biological process (GO): vascular endothelial growth factor receptor signaling pathway; positive regulation of mast cell chemotaxis; vascular endothelial growth factor signaling pathway
Cellular component (GO): membrane
Molecular function (GO): growth factor activity; chemoattractant activity; vascular endothelial growth factor receptor binding
Source: RefSeq, a predicted model, not a curated record
AAUGCACAGCGUAAACCUGAGCAAACCACCAGAGAAUAAAUAACCUUAGGACCAUUCAAUUUAAUUAUAUUUUGGAGUCUUUCGAGUCCCACAGUCCACGCUUUUAAUAUGGAAAUAUUACCGCAUAUUUUGGAGAGCCAAGCAUGUUAACAAUACUAGGCUAAUUAUUUUCUUAAAAUAGACUUAUUUUAAGAUUCAUCAUUCCAUACAAAUCUUUUUUUAUUGAGAAUGAGUAACGUUUGGAUUUAGACCGUUGUUGAUAUUUUUUAUUCAAACAGUAACGCAUUAGUAUAUAUAAACUAUACAACAAAGGUGUAUUAUCGAUUUUCAAGCCACAUGAAUUGUAUUCGUCUUUUCUUCAGCUUUUCAUCAGGUUUGCUAUUGCAGCCCGCUACUGAAAGCUACGUGACGAUGCAGUCAUCCGCUCUUCGUGGUCGCAUUGAGGACGCGUCAAAGUAGAAACUGAAAUUGCUGCUGUUGCAGUUUUUUAUUUUUUAUUUUAUUUUUUGUCAAGAUUCCUUUUAAUCGUAUUUUUACUUUUAAUAACUUUGAUAUUGCAUUCCGCUUUUUGGUGGAUUUCGUGCUUUACUUGCAGCCCUUGGGCAAACGGCUGAGAAACACGAAAUGAAACUUUCUGCCAACAUCAUCCCGAUUGUAGCUGUUCUCCUGCUUCAGUUUCCACCUGCUCAGAGUCUUCCUUCAUCCAGUGCAAACAGGACCUCUAGAGUGAUGCUGUUCCAGGAGGUGUGGGAGCGGAGCUUCUGCCGCACUAUUGAGAAGCUGGUGGAGGUGGUUCAUGAGUACCCUGGGGAGGUGGAGCACAUCUUUAGCCCUGCCUGUGUGCCCCUGGUGCGCUGUGCUGGUUGCUGUGGCGAUGAGAAGCUGGAGUGCCACCCCACACACACCUCAAAUGUGACUAUGCAGCUGCUGAAAAUAAAGCCAGCGGGAGAGGGUCAGCAAUAUGUUGAAAUGACAUUUGUGGAGCACCAGACAUGUGAAUGUAGACCCAGGAAAGUCACACUGAGGAGUGGGAGGCGGAGGCCAAGAGGAAGAGGUAGGAAGAGAAAGGAAAGACAGAGAAUGAAAGAGUGUGACAAAUGUCAGCCUCCUCGCAGGUAACUGUAGCCACGCCCCUGUCGCUACCUGGUUCUCUAUUUAUUCUCCGUUCAGCGCUAAUAGCAGUCAGCAGUCUUCAAAGCACUUUUCGGAUAUUGUCUCACACUCUGCACCGGGGGACGCACGUGCUAGGGUUAUUGCGGUGAC